This is a messenger RNA of Amphimedon queenslandica, 837 nucleotides long. RefSeq lists its product as uncharacterized. NCBI's taxonomy places the organism in Eukaryota, Metazoa, Porifera, Demospongiae, Haplosclerida, Niphatidae. Gene Ontology annotation, cellular component: membrane. The transcript is spliced from 2 exons. The coding region runs from base 101 to 715 and encodes 204 amino acids. The record is from RefSeq and is a predicted model, not a curated record. Gene Ontology annotation, molecular function: transmembrane receptor protein serine/threonine kinase activity.
UCAUAUCUACUAGACUAGUAAGACUACUACUCUACAAAAUAGAGAGGCGACUCCUUGGCUACUCCCUACAAAUCCUGUCCGGAUCCGUUAUCAACAGCUAAUGCCAAGGAUUAGACCAGAGAUGAGAUUGGUGCUAGCCUUCACUUUGAUGUCCCUCCUCUUAGGAGAAGGUGCUUGGGCCUUGACUUGUCAUUGCCACGGUGAGGGGUCUGCUUGUAUUUCAGAGAACAACUGCACAGGAGCCACACUUUGCUAUUUGAGAGUCAUUUAUCAACAAGAUCGUGAUUCAUAUGUGGAUUAUGGGUGCAUUGAUGAUUUUGGCGGACUGAUCAAUCCAUCUUUAAUAUGUAACAGGACCAUGAGUCAUGGCAGAGACGAAACCCAUUUCCUAUGUUGUGGUGAUUACGAUUUCUGUAAUAAAGAUCUCUCAAUUCCUCCAAGAGAAUCAGGUCCCUCAUCUUCCAGUAGUCCAGUCACACCAACACCCACACACUCACCAACACCAGAGAAGCAGGAGAACAAGAUCUCCUUAUGGUUGCUACUAAUAGUAACAAUAAUACCAACUAUCUUCAUCCUUAACCUCAUCCUCUGCAUUCUACUGGGCAUACAUCUGAGGCAAUAUCACAGAAUACGCACACGAGAGCAAAGACAAUCAGAGGUUAGAUCUACAGGAUCAGAUCAAAUCCAAUUUGUAAAUUCUACCACUUGUACAUAACACGCUAAGCAGAAACUUCAAACAUUUCACAAUUCUACAAUUUAUUAUGAUCCAACUCAACUAAACUUGUCAUAUUAUCAGUGUGAUUAUCAUUUAUCAAUUUAUUGAAAUGUAAAAAAAUA